CUUUUUAGAAAAUAAAUUCUUUUGCUACAUAAUACAUUACAAUAAUAAAUUCCAAAUACUUAAAAACCGAAACUUAUUAAUUAUGUUGCUAAUAACUUUAAUCACAAAGUAGUUCCAUUGAGGCAAACUUUCAAAAUAUUAAAUGUUUACUGUAUUGUUUGUGUCUGGUGUUUACAAUAAUUUGUUUUCAUAUUUUUAUUCGGCCCUUUAGAAUUAAACUUUCGAAAUGGCUGAUUUUCCUGAUCCUGAUGAAGAAUAUGAGCUCAUGUAUUCAACAGAAUAUGAGAUGCUUCGUGAAAUGGACGAGCAAAACCCAGAACAAAAUCCUGUUAAAAAAAAAGUUUUACCAGCUAAAAGGAGCUUAGACUUCUCAAGCCCUGUGUCUGCUAAGAAAAACGACAUUAUCAAUGAAACCAUUAAAAGUCAAGUCAUAAACAACAAUCACGAAAUAAGUCUUACUCCGAGCUUACAAGCUAUGGAGGAUGUUUCCGACAACACAUCAAACAAGAGAACAGCGGAGGAUUUGUUCGGAGACAUUGAUGAUAUAGACUUUAAUACAAUAGAACAACCAAGCAAGAAGCAGAAGACUGAUGAAGAAAAAGAUUUAGAGCUAAUAGAGCGGAUCAUAGCAAAUAGGCAGAUGAGACAAAUGUUAAUGGAACCAUCCAGUAAAUUAAUUGUAAAUAAACAGAAUUAUAAUGUUAAAGACAACAUAUCUUUAGAUAUACCAAGUUGGGCUUUCUAUCCUGUAACACAAUCCAGUGGUGAGCGUAUGUAUGUGAAAUUCCUGUCAGAAGAGACUUUUGAAGAAUCCAUAGAUGCAGUCACAGAGAAACUAACACUUCAUGACACAUAUGCUAGUGUCUGGGAAGAAGCCAGAAAGAUUUUAGAAACGAAAGAGCAAGAGGAGUCGGUGCAAGCGACUCAACAGGAGCUGCUCGACAUCAGUGUGUCAGUGAACGCGGAGCUGUGGGUGGACAAGUACCGACCACAGUCAUACGUAGAUCUACUGUCUGAAGAACCAGUGAAUAGAGCACUGUUGCAUUGGCUGCAUUUGUGGGACAAGAUAGUAUUCAAGAAAGAAGUAAAAACCCGAGAGCCGCACCAACGCAACAGAUUCGUGAAGCGGACCGGUCAGUUCCAGAUGACUAACACAUGGAAGGGCAAGAAGGAGGCUGAACCGGAGAUUGAUGAAGAUGGUCGACCACAUCACAAGGUGGCGUUGAUAUGUGGUCCACCGGGUGUCGGGAAGACCACGCUAGCACAUCUGUUGGCGAGACUGGCAGGUUACAGGCCAGUGGAGUUAAACGCGUCGGACGAACGUAGUACGGAGGCGUUUCAGACUGCAUUACAGAGUGCCACUCAGAUGCGGUCAGUCAUCGACGCCGAGAAGCGACCCAACUGUCUCAUACUCGACGAAAUCGACGGUGCUCCGGCACAGACAGUCGAGUUAUUAGUGAAAUGGUGUACCGCUAGCUCCAAGAAAGAAGAGGGUGGUAAGAAGAAAAACAAGACACAGCUGCUCCGGAGACCGGUCAUAGCGAUAUGCAACGACCUAUAUGCGACUUCUUUGAGGACAUUAAGGCCAGUAUCCCUAAUAAUCCGCGCGGGAUGCGUUGGUACGGCACGGCUGGGCGCUCGACUAGCGGCGCUGGCGAAGGCGGAACAUGUACGCACGGCUGCGCGCGCGUUGCCCGCACUGGCGGCGCGAGCGGCGGGCGACGUACGCGCCGCUAUACACGCGCUUAGCUUUCUGCGGGCGCGGGGAGCGGGACAGAUAACAGUAGAAGAUGUGGAGAAGACAGCGAUAGGCGCGAAGGACCACACGCGGAGUAUGAUGGAGGCGCUACAAGCUAUAUUCACGAUCCACGACACGGAAUCCGAGGCCAUAUUACGGACUAUACAAGCGGCUGGGGAGUAUGAUAGGCUAGCAGACGGUAUAUUCGAGAACUACCUCACCGCUCGCGUCGACGCGCGCCUCCACAUCGCGUGCGAGGCGAGCAGCUGGCUCCAGCUGUUCGACACCGUGCACAGCUGGACGCAGCGCACGCAGAACUACACCAUGUACGGCGCGCUGCCGUACAUCCUGUCGCGCUGCCACCAGCUGCUGGCGUCGCGGCAGCCGCAGAAGAUCAAGUUCCCGACGCAGGCGCAGGAGAUGUUCCGAAAGAAAGCGGAGUUGGACGGCAUCACGUGGUCGGUGUGGCGCGGCAGCUGCCCGCAGGUGGCGUGCGCGCGACGCACGCUACGGGUCGACGUGCUGCCGCUGCUUCCGUACCUGCUCGCGCCGCAGCUGCGCUCCGCCAACGUGCAGUUAUGCAGCGACGCCGAGAAGCGUCUAGUACGCACGGUGGCGGGCGCGAUGUGCGAGUACGGCGUGCGGUACACGCAGCAGCGCACGGCGGACGGCUACGUGCACGCGCUCGAGCCCGACAUACACCGCGUGGCGUUCCUCGGCAAUCCGGACCGAGCUAAACCUCCGCCCGCGAUCAGACAGGCGAUAGCUCGCGAACAACAGCUGGAGGAGAUACGACGAGCCGAGGAAAUGAUGACCAAACCCAGUAAGGACAAGCCAGCACCUAAAGUCUCCAGUUCUCAACCCAAGACUAAACCUGAGGAGAAGACGGAGACUCGGCUACCCAACCACUUGCAGCGGCUCAACCCUAAAGCGCUAGAAAAGACUACGCCACAGGUUCACAAGGAUUUCUUUGGGCGAGUUGUGAACGUGUCACAGUCACAGAAGCAGAACGCGAGCAACGACGUGAUAUCGUCUAGCGGGGUGUUCUACCAGUACCGGGAGGGGUUCAACAACGCCGUGCGACGGAACGUGAGGCUGCGAGAUCUAUUAUGAUGUCUGUCUUAAAAGCAUGAAAAUAUCGAGCUUUUGAAAUUCUGAAAAUAACGAACACAAAACAUGUUAUUAAUGUUCAAACUAUGGGAUUUAAUUAUAGAUCAAAUACAAAAGUAAAGAGUAUGACUCAUUUUUAAUAGCUUUGUCCACACUGUGCCUUUUUCUGUUCAUCAAGAGCAUGCGUUAUAAGUUAUAACUUAUAGCGCAGUCAACAGCGAACGUGAGGCAUGCCGCAUGCCCGUGACGCGCGUUGAAAUCAUAGCGCUCGCUAUAACACUUUUCUUCCAACGCGGGUGGAUUUUGACGCAUUCAAUUAUUGAAUAUGCCAAACGAAAGUUGAAUAAAAAGAAGAUGACAAAAAUUGAAGAUGAAAUUGCAUAGUGUGGACAUAGCUAAUGGGUGACUAAAAUACGCCAUGUGAACAGUGUUACAAGUAACACUUUUGAAACUCGCCUUUUAAGGUGAGCUGGACCCAACUCCUUAAACGAUCAGUUGCCUUACUCUCUUGGCGAAACGCAGCAAAUCGUUGCUUUACGCUGGUUUUCUAUUUGGCCGUGUCAUUAAUCCCGUCGAGACGAAUCAUGCUCUUAGCUCAUACACGUUUAGAAGUAUUAAUUUAAAAUGUACAUAACUUUUUG
Aricia agestis (brown argus) is the source of this 3489-nucleotide messenger RNA. RefSeq names its product chromosome transmission fidelity protein 18 homolog (gene cutlet). The record is from RefSeq and is a predicted model, not a curated record. Bases 227 to 2851 code for a protein of 874 amino acids. Gene Ontology annotation, molecular function: ATP binding; ATP hydrolysis activity. The transcript is spliced from 16 exons. Lineage: Eukaryota; Metazoa; Arthropoda; Insecta; Lepidoptera; Lycaenidae.